Arabis nemorensis is the source of this 474-nucleotide messenger RNA. The record is from the annotation of a GenBank genome assembly. Lineage: Eukaryota; Viridiplantae; Streptophyta; Magnoliopsida; Brassicales; Brassicaceae.
AUGGUCGUCUCCCCGCCUUCACCCUCCGCGGCGACGAGCCAUACAUUACUCAGUUUCCUCACUCACCGGCGGAGGAAGACCCUGGCGACUCUGAUGAAUGCUCUUCGCCCACUGGAGCCCCCUGAACCACCUGACCCGCCGGAUACACCCGCCUCACGGAGUUUCCCGACUGCUACUCCGUUAUCGGGUCUCGAGCCAUCGGGAAACUCGGCUCUGGCCGGCUUUGGCUUCACCAUCAAAGACCCACCGCCACACUACCUAUCAACCCUCCAACACCGUCGAACUACGCCGAAAUCGCUAGGUCCGAAAAUCAGAUCGGAAUGCUCGAAAAGCUAUCGUCGGUUUGUUCUGCCAUCCCCUGGCCCCGUCUCCCUUCGAUUCCGGGUUCGAGACUCUGUGUCUCAGAUCCAAGCUCGAGAGGCCGAAGAGCCCUUUCCCUCCUCUCGUCGCUUUAUCGGUCCCAUCCACACUUGA